Mucor mucedo is the source of this 2526-nucleotide messenger RNA. RefSeq lists its product as uncharacterized. Lineage: Eukaryota; Fungi; Mucoromycota; Mucoromycetes; Mucorales; Mucoraceae. The transcript is spliced from 3 exons. The record is from RefSeq and is a predicted model, not a curated record. Bases 139 to 2388 code for a protein of 749 amino acids.
CUUGGGGAAUAAGGAUUUAGAAGACUUUCCUCCCUCGCCUCCCGACCCUCCCUUUUUUUUCAACUUUGUACAUAACAAAACCACCUCAAUUCUACACUUUCUGUACGAGGAAAGCACCGAUCAUUAUAUAAAUACAUCAUGUCUCACGGACCUCCUCGUUCGUUUCCAUCUCUCAAUUAUCCAGCUAAUAAUAUACCUCGACAACAACAAGUCAUAAAUGGUCAACAACAAAACUAUCAACAAACACUGGUUACGAGUACAGGUCCUUCACCUACUCUAGGUCAUUUGGGCCCAACUACAAACAACGUUUCUACCAGUGGCAGUAAUAGUCCUAGUAGUAAUACGGAUGGUAGUGCCGGAGCUAACAGUGGCGGCGGUGUCAGCAGCGGUAGUGGUGGUGGUGGUGGCGGCGGCGGCGGUGGUAGUAGCAAUAACAGUACUACUGGUACUACGAGUGGUGGAAAUGGUGGCGGUGGAAACCGAGGUAUUACUACACCCAGUACAACACAAGAGACAUUAUACUGUGAUAGUUGCCAAACCUUUCGACAUGUAUCCUUCUUUCAUGAACGAGAUUUUAAGUAUAAUGUGUGUAAUAUCUGUCAUACGCGUGAGUUACAAAAGAGGAAACAUCAAAUGGAAAGAUUCGAGCUUUAUGAGGAACAACAAAGGACUUAUAAACAAGGUAGAUAUACACAACCAACACAACAACAACAGCAACAACAACAAAUGUACGCAACACCACUCCCUAUUCAGCAGCCCCAAAUACAUUCAUCUGCCCCUAUAAAUCUAGGAAACAGUAGUGGUACCGGUAGUAAUCAUGCUUCUCCUCUACCACCCCCUCAAACCAUAUCUUCACCUCAGAUUAAACAGUCACCACCACCUCCUCCUCCCCCACAACAGGCCACAUCAUCCUCUAACUCCUCCUCAUCAUCAUCCUCAGCAGCAGCAGUAGCUACUUCCAUGAUGCUAACUUUGGCUCAAGUCAAUAACAAUAAUAACACUACUAAUAAUACAAGUCCGAAUACAGUCACCACCAACAAAUCUCAAAUGUUUUCGACUCCUGCUAUGCGAAAUCAGUCGCAACUCCAAUCACACAUGCAUUCACAACAAGUAAUGCAACCUGUAAAUUUACCGGACCCAGUAAAACACGAACCUCAGCAACAGCAGCAUCACCAACAGCAACAUAAUAGCUGUGGAUUAUCUUCUAUCGUCUUACCUACCACAACAAUUCAUCGAAAUACCACCUCCUCAUCUGCCGAAAGAGCUUCACAAGAUGUGAUCAAUUUUGAAACGUUUGUUAGAGAAUUAGAAAAGGAAACAGAGUUUGACCGGAAGCAAUAUCAUCUUGAUAUUGCUCCCUUGAUGGAAAGUAUGGGAGAAGGUGCUGGAUUUACUCAAUUAGGUAGAGGUAUUUGUGAAAAAGUUUUGGAAGGCACAAAGUUCAAUUUCAGUUUGAAAGAUCGCCGACGCUCUACAAAGAGCCCUGAUACAUUAUCUACCCUCCGUUAUUAUUGUUCUCAAAGAGCCGAUACUGCUAAACCGAGAAAAGUUGAACAUCCAAAAGCACAAAAUCUAAUGAAAAAAACAGCUCAUGUAACGGUGAUCCAUAAACACGCUCAUCCUCCAUUCGUGUCACAGCAUCAUCACCAUCAUCAGCAACAGCAACAACAACAACAGCAUCAAAAAACAAAAGUGAAACAGACACCUUCAACACUACAUCAACCAUGUCAUUCCCAAUUAGCUUCGCAUAUGCAGCAACAGUCCCCACAACGUCAUCAUUCUCCUGUAAGCCAACACUUGUCUAACCCACAUCAACAACAACAGACACAGCAGGCUCAAACCCAAGCUCAGGCCCAGCAACAAGCACAAGCCCAAGCUCAGCAACAGGCUCAGCAACAGGCCCAGCAACAAGCUCAGCAACAGGCCCAGCAACAAGCACAACAACAGGCCCAGCAACAGGCCCAUCAACAGGCCCAUCAACAGGCCCAGCAACAGGCACAAGCGCAAGCCCAAGCGCAAGCCCAAGCGCAACAGCAGGCACAGGCGCAAGCCCAAGCGCAACAACAGGCGCAAGCCCAGGCACAUCAGCAAGCACUCCAACAACAACAAGCACAGCAGCAACAACACAUAAGGCUAAUGAAGCAAAGACAGGCCAAACAAGUGGAUAGCCAAUUUGAUUUAUUGAAACAAAAGAUUGCUGAUAUUGGUAUUUUAAUUGAAUCGCAACAACAGUAUGGUAACAAAGAUUUCUUACAGACAGCUACGGAAGCUUUGGCAGGGGCAGACGAAAUGUUGAGUGCGUGUAAAGCGAUGGAAUCCAACGAGUUAGACACCCCACCUAAUAAGUAUACCGUCCAUUAUAAUAAACGAGGGGAUCACUUUGUAUAAUAAGAAUAAGCGUACAGUCUUUUUUCAUAUUUUGGGAUUUGGUUCAAUCGGAAAAAAUAAAUGUGUUGUAGUGUGUAUGUAGUGUGUGACUUUGAACCGGAACAUUAAAAAGGAGGAGAAUUGACCUAAAUUAGCGAC